This is a messenger RNA of Aureobasidium uvarum, 1332 nucleotides long. The record is from the annotation of a GenBank genome assembly. Lineage: Eukaryota; Fungi; Ascomycota; Dothideomycetes; Dothideales; Saccotheciaceae.
AUGCCGCCGAUACUGCUGAUGAAACGGACACUGGAUGACUUGGAAGACCUGGACGACUUUGACGACUUUGACGAGACUGAUGACGAGGAAGAGCUACUGGAACCUCACCCAAAGCGCCUACGAGACAAGAGUCCUCUGGCAGAAGAGCAAGACGAGAGGGAGGACGAGUCAAAAGAUCAAGACAACCAAACAGAGGAGAAAGAUGUGGCAGACAGAGUCGUCGAGCUUAUGAUGCCGCGGAUGGAAGCUCAGAUGCAGCAGCUGGUGAACAGCUCGGCCUUACGCAUGCUGGAUGUCCUUGGUCAGAAACUCGCUCGACUGGAGUCGUGCAUGGAUGAGAUGCACAACGAGUGGAAGAAAGGCUCUGGCAUAACCGACCUGAAGCGACAACCAGCAGUCCCGCAGUACCAAUUCGGAACCCGCCAUCAAUCCGCAGUCCAGCAAUACUUUGGACGCACACAAGCACCGCCUAUUACCGCUCUCAAUGCCUGGCGUUGGAAGGACAACAAGGAAGGCGUCUACUACAGCAUGCGCCGUGUCGUCAUCGACGAGAUACAAGCGCGCGUCGAAGCCCGGUGUCCUAAUGCUACAGGUGCGACCGGCGACGUCUGGAUUGCCGUAUGCGAGGAAAUGGACGCUGAAAGAUCAAAUCUACAAUUCACCCUCAAUCAAUACAUCUUUGAACUCAAGCGCCGAGAUAAACCGGUGCCUGUUCCUGGCACCAAGAAAUGGGACCCCGAAGAUCCGCACCCGCCUCCUGCUCCAGUAUUAUCGCGAUCAACACCUUCAGUACAAAAAUUAUGGACCGAGUGGUUCUCUGGAAAGAUGAAUCACAACGGCUAUGCCACUUUUCCAUCAAUCAUCCAGUUGAACCACAAAUUCGGAAACACAUGGCGUCAUUCACACACGCCAGAGUACAACAUAUACCUCAAACGUCGCUGCAUCAUUGAUAUCGCACUACGCCGCAUCGUCGAGAUUGGCGGAGACAGGACUGAAACAACCAAAAAGGUUCUAAAGAUGAUGGAUGCUGAGCGAUUAGCGCACAAUCUGAGUCUGGUGCAAUAUCAUGCCUGGGCACGAGAAAAAUACGGUCAUCAUGCUUCGACACGGACGCAUCUCCCCAAGUUUGUUGCCGACUUGGGAGAGGGACCCGAGGAGGCCAUCGAGCUCGAGGCAAGGACUAGAUCCCAACAGGACGAGGAAGAUGGCAUCGUCAGAGAUCAUAGCACGGACAUAGACAAAGCCAUCUUGGGUCACGAGCGGCAAAGCGAAAGUAGAAGUGGUCAAGGUCAAGAGAGCUCUGUACCACCCUCGCCAGCGUCACUUGGUUAG